CGUUGGUUAAUUACAGUCUUGCUAAUGAAGCAGUGAUGAGUUGGGGUGAGCGCGUUUGAAUCGGUUUUAAGGCAGAAUUGUGGCGCUCAGUGGGCAGAAAAUGGGGCCGUGCUUUGAAUGGGGGUCAUGGUGGCUUUGCUAAUUAGCUGUGUGUUAAUGAAGGGCGAUUGAAGGGCAAUGGAGAGCAUCAGGUGGACUUAAUUACUGCCCAGGUGGUGUUAAUUACCCGCAGGAGGUGUUAAUUAGCCAGGUGAAGCAUCUCUAUGGUGUUGGAGGACCCCUUCUAGCCCACAAUGCCCCAACUCUAUGGUCUUGGAGGGCCCUUACUAGCACACCCUCCCUGCAUCUCUAUGGUCAUGGAGGACCCUUCUUAGCCCACCAUGCCCCAGCUAUAUGGUCUUGGAGGACUGUUCCUAGCAGAACCUUAAAUAGGGGCCUUAAUGGGGUUCUUCAUGAGGUUUUAAUGGUGGUACUAAUCGGGUUUUAAUCGGGGCCUUAAUUGGGGUCAUAUAUGGGGUCCUUAGAGGGGCCUUAUGGGGUCAUAUAGGGCCAGAAUCCCAUUAGGACCCCAUAAGGACCCCAUAACCCCCCUUAGACUCCAUAAGGUCCCCAUAGGACCCAAUAGGACCCAUAGGACCCCAUAAGGACCCUAUAAACCCCCUGAGACUUCAUAAGUACCCUAUAAGGACCCCAUUAAUCUUCUCUGACCUCAUAAGGACCCCAUAAGGACCCUAUAAAGGCCCCCAGACCCCAUAAGAACCCCAUAAGAACCCCAUAAGGACCCCAUAAACCUCCUCAGAGCCCAUAGGACCCAAUAGGACCCCACAAAGACCCUAAAAACCCUCCCAGACCCUAUAAGGACCCUGUAAACCUCCUGAGACCCCAUAGGACCCCAUAAGGAUCCUAUAAGGACCCCAUUAACUCUCUCUGACCCUAUAGAACUCCAUUAGGACCUCAUAGGACUCUAUAAACCCCCUGAGACCCCAUAAGAACCCCAUAAAACCCCCAUAGGACCCCAUAAAGACCCGAUGGGAUCCCAUAAGGACCCUAUAAACCUUCUUAGGGGUUCUUAGGGGACUUAUGGGUCCUUACGGGGUCUUAAGGGGUUUAAAAGUGUCUUAUGGGGUCUUGAUGGGGUCCUAAGGGGACUUACGGGCUCCUUAUGGGGUCUUUCGGGGUUCUCAGGGGUUUUAUGGGGUCUUUAUGGGGUCUGAGGAAGUUUAUGGGGUCCUUAUGGGGUCCUAUGGGCUCUGGGAAGGUUUUACAGUCCUUACAAGGUCCUUAUGGGGUCCUGUGGGAUUCUAUGGGAAGUUAUGGGGUUCUUAUGGGAUCUGAGGGAAUUUUUAGGGUCCUUAUGCAGUCCAAUGUGUUCCUAUUGAGUCCUUAUGGGGUCACAGGGGGUUUAUAGGGUCCUUAUGGGGUUUUUAUGGGGUCUGAGAGGGUUUAUAGGGUCCUUAUGGGGUUCUGUAGGGUCAGAGAGGGUUUAUAGGGUUCUUAUGGGGUCCUACAGGAUCUUAUGGGGUCCUAUGGGUUCUGAGGUGGUUUAUAGAGUCCUUAUGGGAUCCCAUGGGGGUUUACGGGGUCUCUAUGGGGUCAGGCCCGUUUAUAGGGCCCUUAUGGGCUAAUCCCCCAAGAUUCCAUAAGGAACAACCCAACAACAACCCCAUAAGAACCCUAUAAAUCCUCCCUGACCCCAUAGAACCCCAUAAGAACCUCCUGACCCCAUAAGAUCCCCAUAGGACCCCAUAGAACCCUAGUAAGAUCCCAGAAAGCCUCCAUUAUACGCCAUAAGAAACUACCUAUCCCAGAAAAACGCCACAAAAACCGUAAAACCUCCCCCCGACCCCAUAGAAGCCCAUAGAAUCCCAUUGAAGCUCAAUUCAAAGCCAUUCAAGCCUCUCCCCACAGCGCCCCCUGGUGGCCGGACGGCGCGUUGCAGCGCCCCAUAGAGCACAGCCAUAGGAACACACAGCGACUCUAUGAGGACCCUAUAAGGACUCUAUAACCCCUCCCCGACCCCAUAAAGACCUCAUUAAGACCCUAUAAAGAUCCACAGGACUCUAAGGACCCCACAAGACCCCAUAAAAGCCCAUAAGGACCCAGAAGAACCCUAUAAGCGCUCCUUGAUCCCGUAGGACCCACAUUAAUCUGCCCAAUAAAGGUCCAUUAACACCCCAAUUAGCACCCAUUAAAACCCCAAUUAAGACCCCAAUUAAGGUACCAUUUUGAACCCCAUUAAGACCCCAUUAAAACCCCAUUAUGGCCCCUAUUAAGGGGCAUACUAAGAACAGUUCUCCAAGACCACAGUGUUGGGAAGUGGUGGGCUAGGAACGGUCCUCCAAGAUCAAAGAGAUGGGAGGACUGAUAAGAAUGGUUCUCCAAGACCAUAGAAUUGGUGCCUAGUGGGAUAGGAAAGGUCCUCCAAGAUCAUAGAGUUGUAGAGAGAUGGCAAUACAAAGGUCCUCCAAGACCAUAGAGAUGCUCCACCUGGCUAAUUAACACCACCUGAGGAGUAAUUAAGUCCACCUACUGCUCUCCACAGCCCUUCAAUCGCCCUUCAUUAAGACGCAGCUAAUUAGCAAAGACCAGCAUUAAGGACUAUUAAUACCCCCACUAGGGCCCCUACUAAAGCCCCAUUAAUAUCCAACUAACACCCCAUUAUGACCCCAAUUAUAACCCUAUUAACACCACCGUUAAAACCUCAUGAAGAACCCCAUUAAGGCACCUAUUAAGGGGUAUGCUAGGAACAGUCCUCCAAAACCACAGAGUUGGGGCAUGGUGGGCUAGGAAGGAUCCUCCUGAUUCAAACGCGCUCACCCCAACUCAUCACUGCUUCAUUAGCAAGACUGUAAUUAACCAACGCAAUUAACUCCUCAUUAACAGCAAUUAACUCGCAAAACCAACAACUCAAUGCUCAAUGCAGCUUUUUAACCCAAAAAUAACACAAAGCCAAAUAAAGCCACACUAAUUAAUAUCUAACAACGCAGGUUAACCAGUAAUUAGUUGCUAAUUAAUCAUUAAGUAACGGUCAUUAAUUACCUGGAUAACCGUCCACCCCGCAGCUGCUUCAAUGCAACUUUAAUGACGCCACCCCGCCCCCUUUAAUACCCUCGGUCUGCGACGGAAGUGACGUCAUCACGCUGUGACAGAAGCGAAAGUGCAGCUUCAAAAUGGUGGCGCGCAGCGUUGCGUUUACUACGAAGAUCCGUAGUACCGAGCGGAGGAUUUUCGGUGCUUUUUAUCGCUUUACUCGGUGUUGAAUGCGCAUUUCUUGGGCCGGCCAGCACCGCUUUCCUCCACAGCAAUGGGAGAAUGGGGCCGGUCUGUUUCAAAGCAAGCGCGUGAGCCGCCAGGGAGAGGUGCUGAACGUGUCUAAGCAUGCACAGGUGGUGACCAUGGGGGUAGCCGAAACUGGCCCUGCCAUUGGAGUGCCCAAUGUCAUCUUAAUGGCUGUCCCUGCGGAUUCCCCAGCCAAGGGGCUGGAGCUCACCAGGCUGCUGCCGCUGCAGUGCGUAAAGCUGACAGUGUACAGUGGUCUCCAGCACUGCCUGCGGCUCCGCUUCCCAACCGGCCGCAAGGUGUACUUGCAGCUGUUCCCUGGGCCCAGAGCUCGGGAGCUCUUUCUGCACUGGGCUGUGCUGGUGACCAUGCUCCCUGUCCCUGGGAUGCCUUGCAUCCACCGCACACCUGCAGAGGAGCCUGCACCCAGGGGGGAGGCCUGCUCCGUGAGCAUGACAGAAGCCAAGGUUGAGGCUAAAGUCAAGGUUUCUGCUAUGGACCUGUCUAUGGAUGAGACACUGACAAUAGGAGAAACAGCAGAGACGGACAAGGCUCCACCUGCUUCCAGCACACCAGAGGACGUUCCCAAUGAGACUUCUGCAGAUGCCAUGAGACGUAGAAGCAACGAAUAUCUUGACACCCUGGCAACCACUGCAAGGAAGAUGCUCUCCUCUGGAUGGCUCUCUGUCAGAAAAUGGGCGUUCUGGAGAAGAGGUUGCCGAGGUCCCAGGCCUACUCCCACAGCAGGUGCUGCACACUGAGCAAAGCCUCUAUGGAGUGGGCAAGAAGAGUGUUUUGCUGGAUUUGAGAUUCUCAGUCUCUGGAAAGGAUUACUAGAGGUUGUGCUCAGGCUUACGCACAGCGAUGCUAACAGCACUGUGUGCAUGUGGUAUGUGGCUGUUUGAAGGAAGCAGGUCAUGUCCUGGGCCACAGCACUUGCUGAUGCACCUCCAGUAUUGUUGGGAACAUUUUAUCCAUCCCAGCAGUCACAGGAACCAGUGGGUCACUGCCUGAGACUGGGAAGCACUGUCUCUAAUCAACAAGAGGCAGUUGACAUCAUGGUGGACAAUUCUGCAUUUGAAAGCAUUUCUUUGGAGUUGCUUGCCUUCGAAAGGGAGGGUUGAGGCAUGUUUAUUGGCUGGACGCUUGGUCUCCAAGCAAAUGAAAGGAACUUGGUAGAGGAGACUGGGAGAUGAUACCACUGUAUCCCGUGAAGGCAAAACAGAAGCUGGCGUCUUCCUGCUUCCUCUUAUUUGCAGGCUUAAAUUUGCAAGGCCUGGAAGAGGGAACAAAGGAGUUCCUGCUAAAAUCCCUAAGGCAGAAGCUGCUACUCCAAAGGAGCUGGCUCUCAGGCACUUUGGACUAUGAGUUGUUCUGUCCUCAUUUGCCAUCAUCAAUUGAAUAACACAACCUUGGAUGACCUACCACUACUGAGGACACAUCACAACUGAAGAUCAACAGCUGAUAACAAGAUACUGGUAGACUGAGGAGUAGUGAAAGGCUUUGCUUUGCUGUGUUAAACAUCUGUCUGUCUGUCUGUCUUUCUCCAUCUUCUAUCUUUUCUUUCAUCUUUUGUGCUCAACAGCCAUUGCCUAAAAUUGUGUUGCCUGUAACAUGUAUUACUCGUAAUCAGCUAGCUAGCCAAUUUUACCUCCAAAUAGUGCCGUUAGUUGUUGAGAAAGCUCUCAAUAAAGUGAUGUAUAUUAUUCCUCUGAGUCUUGG
Messenger RNA from Meleagris gallopavo (turkey), 5001 nucleotides. The record is from RefSeq and is a predicted model, not a curated record. NCBI's taxonomy places the organism in Eukaryota, Metazoa, Chordata, Aves, Galliformes, Phasianidae.